AUGGCAGAAGCCAGAAUUUCAGUGGAUCAGGAUGAGUUCACAUGUCCAUUGUGUAUGAAGGAUCCUGAACUAAUCCUGAAUGAUCCAGUGGUUAUUCCCUGUGGACACCGUUUCUGUAAGAGCUGUAUUACAGGCCACUGGGAUCAGGAGGAUCAGAAGAAAGUCUACAGCUGCCCUCGGUGCAUACAGACCUUCAGUCCAAGACCUGCUUUAGGUAAAUACACCAUGGUGGUUGAAGUGGUGGAGAAACUGAAGAAGACUCAACUUUCUGCUGACUGUUACGCUGGAGCUGGAGAUGUGCAGUGUGAUGUCUGUCCUGGAAGAAAAUACAAAGCCGUCAAGUCCUGUCUUGAGUGUCUGAACUCUUACUGUCAGAAUCACCUUGAACAACAUGAAAGUUUGUUUAAAGGGAAGGGACACAGAGUUACUGAUGCCACUGGACGACUGCAGGAGAUGAUCUGUCGGAAACAUGAGAAGCUCCUUGAGCUUUUCUGUCGCACUGACCAGAAAUGCAUAUGUGUGCUGUGUUUGGAUGAACAUAAAAACCAUGACACUGUAUCGGCUGCGGAACAGAGGAUAGAGAAACAGCACCAGUUGCAGAGGGAGUUCCAGCAGAGAAUCCA
Messenger RNA from Sinocyclocheilus rhinocerous, 623 nucleotides. Its product is annotated as E3 ubiquitin/ISG15 ligase TRIM25-like. Lineage: Eukaryota; Metazoa; Chordata; Actinopteri; Cypriniformes; Cyprinidae. The annotation marks the transcript as partial. Gene Ontology annotation, molecular function: zinc ion binding. The transcript has 2 exons. The record is from RefSeq and is a predicted model, not a curated record.